GGGCCCCAUGGCUUGAAUACCUCCCGCUACCAUCUGAAGAGUGACGAGGGCCCUCUGAUUAUCAGGAGUUAUUAGUUACAUCAAAUGCUUUAUCAACUUACGCCCUUUGAUUGUUCUCCAGCCACAGCGCCAGACCAACUAGUCUAAAUUUGGAGUCCUCGGGGGUAUAUCCCGCCGCCGAAUUAGGUAGGUGCCCAUACUUAGGUAUUACUUACUUGUCUCCAUCCAUAAAUUAGCCUGAACAACCAUCAGAAGUCAUCACCCUCAAUCCUCUGUUCAUCACCAUCUUCUUCGUCGUAUGGUUUUCACAUUUUGGCGAUCCACCGGUCUCAACACAGCAUGCCGUCGCAACGUGAACUCAAUAGCAGCGAUGAAUCAGCUUACUCUGGAGCCUCGUCUAUAUCACGAGACACCAGAACUGCUCGACUCUACUUCGAGGCUACAGAGCUUGGGCUUAUGCCGGAAUCGGCGAUUCUCAAACGAUCGCUCAGUCUAACGUCCGUCAUUUCGACAACCUCUUUCUUCAGCCGCCGGUUUCAAAGUGCGCGGUUUCGCUCCGAACUGCAAAAAAUUAAUCAAAUCGGCAGUGGCCUGCAAGGAGCCGUUUUUGAAGUGGUCGGACAGGUCCUCGUUUUCAAGAAAGAAAAUCCAGGCAAUGAAACACUAUCCUCAAAUCUCCGGCACGAGUUUAUAAUCCACCGCGCUGUCUCGGCCGCAUUUGAUCAAUAUGGGCACGCGAUUCACAGCCAGGUCGUACGAAAAGCCCUCAUAACUCAUCUCUAUGGUUGCGAUCGAAAUCUUGACACCACUGAUAUUGAGUCCCUUCUCAACGAGCCCAACAACAAGCACUGCCUCGCCCGAGUCUAUUUGGGCCAGAUUAUGGGUCCGAUGAAUCUUGACAACUCAGCCCCGCUCAGAAAUUUCCCUCUCUACCUCGGGUUCAUGGAGGAACUUGGCGUCGAUACCGACACGCUUGCUAAUGAAAUGGGAAAGGCAUAUGCAAUCUUACACUGGGGUGCCGGCAUAAACGGCGAUGAUGUGGAAUUCGUGCUUGGUACAUCGGCCGUAGACGCGCCGAGGGCUCUUGUUGAGCCGCCGGACUUUCAGCACCGCGCCGUUGGGCUCUAUCUCUUGGACUUCGGACAAUGCGAGGUGGUCAACUUAACGCAGGAUUGUGACGUCGUUUACCAGGCCUUUAGAGGGGCUAUGGUAACGGGUGAUAACCAGCGGUUCAUCCCGCAUUACUCGAGAAGCCCGAAAUUGUUCGCGGCCUUUAGGAAGGGAUACACUGAUGCAGGUAAUGCCAUUCUACGGCAAAAGCAGCUCAGCGACAAGUUUAGUAUGGUAGACUUCAUGCAGGAGUACGAGGAAUACGCGCAGGAUUUCCUGUAUUAG
Messenger RNA from Paecilomyces variotii, 1395 nucleotides. RefSeq lists its product as hypothetical. The record is from RefSeq and is a predicted model, not a curated record. The transcript is spliced from 2 exons. NCBI's taxonomy places the organism in Eukaryota, Fungi, Ascomycota, Eurotiomycetes, Eurotiales, Thermoascaceae. The coding region runs from base 340 to 1395 and encodes 351 amino acids.